AUGUCUGUAAAUGAGUUACCUUCUUCAGCUCAAGCUUUCCAAGAACAACUCCUCAGCGGUUUUGUCUCUAGAAAGCUGCUUCUACACAACCCAUUUGACCACAGCACUCAACGACCCCUUGCGAUGACACCAUCUCCUCUCAUAACCCAUGAGAACAACCUCAGUGGGAAUGUCUUGAUGCUUCUCUCAGUACUCAUCUGUGGAGUCAUCUGCUGCCUCGGGUUACAUUACAUCAUUCGUUGUGCAUUCAGACAAUCUACAAGUUUCAUGAUCUCUGAGCCUAUCUCUAGCCUUUCAAACAGUUCACCAAGCAAAGGAAUCAAGAAGAAAGCUCUUAGAAUGUUCCCGAUCGUUAGUUACUCAGCUGAUUUGAACCUGCCGGGGAUUGGCGAAGAGUGCGUCAUCUGUUUGUCGGAUUUUGUUUCCGGUGAAAAGCUCAGGCUGCUCCCUAAGUGCAACCACGGGUUCCAUGUUCAUUGCAUUGACAAGUGGCUUCAACAACAUAUGACUUGUCCGAAAUGCAGACACUGUCUUGUUGAGACAUGCCAAAAGAUCAUUGGUGACUCCAGUCAAGUGACAGCAGCAGCACCAACAGAGAGUGUAAUAAUCAGGAUUGAUCCUCUAGAACCUGAAGGAAGAGUAAACACUUUUAGAGAAAGCAGCUAAACUCCCAUAAACCUUCAUAAAAUUAGAUAGGAGAUUUUAGAUCUGAGCACAACUUAUGUCUAUAGCCUUAGAUACUUCAAUUUUUUUAUGUCGUUCUUUUUUGCCUGUAGCACAAAGUGUAUACAGAGAGA
Molecule: messenger RNA, 797 nt
Organism: Eutrema salsugineum
Lineage: Eukaryota; Viridiplantae; Streptophyta; Magnoliopsida; Brassicales; Brassicaceae
Product: E3 ubiquitin-protein ligase ATL76
Exons: 1
Coding region: 1-666 (221 amino acids)
Biological process (GO): protein ubiquitination
Molecular function (GO): transferase activity
Source: RefSeq, a predicted model, not a curated record